Rhizopus microsporus ATCC 52813 is the source of this 1321-nucleotide messenger RNA. Its product is annotated as WD40 repeat-like protein. Gene Ontology annotation, cellular component: extrinsic component of membrane; phagophore assembly site membrane; cytosol. Lineage: Eukaryota; Fungi; Mucoromycota; Mucoromycetes; Mucorales; Rhizopodaceae. The coding region runs from base 43 to 1260 and encodes 405 amino acids. Gene Ontology annotation, molecular function: phosphatidylinositol-3,5-bisphosphate binding; protein binding; phosphatidylinositol-3-phosphate binding. The transcript has 4 exons. Gene Ontology annotation, biological process: protein lipidation; protein localization to phagophore assembly site; nucleophagy. The record is from RefSeq and is a predicted model, not a curated record.
UUUCUUUUUCUUUUUUCCUUGUUUGUACAGCAAUAAAAAAAAAUGAAUCUGUCCAAAGUACCACAUAGCAUACACGAUGCACCAGGGUUAUUAUACGCAGGCUUUAAUCAGGACUAUGGCUGUUUUGCUAUUGGACUAGAUAACGGCUUUCGAGUAUAUAACUGCGACCCCUUGACAGAGCAUUCCCGUAAUGAGUCAGAGGAAGGAGGAGUUGCAAUUGUCGAAAUGUUGUAUCGCACCAACUACUUGGCACUUGUAGGUGGGGGAAAAAACCCACGAUAUGCACCCAAUAAAGUGAUUGUCUAUGACAGUAAAAAUACAAAGCCAGUGAUAGAGUUAGAAUAUAAAGCAGAAGUGAAAAAUGUAAAACUGAGAAAGGAUAGAUUGACAGUUGUGCUUCAAAAUAAAGUAUUUGUCUACCAUUUCAGUAUUCCACCAAGACUACUGCACACUUUCGAGACAUGCGAUAAUGAUAAAGGUCUUGCUGCAAUAUCAACAUUACCUGAUCAUGCAAUACUAACGAUACCUGGUAAACAAAAGGGCCAUGUGCAGGUUAUUGAUUUGAAUACCCUUGGAUACUAUACUUCGGCCGAAAACGAACAGUUACCGCCAUUAUUAGCACAACAGCACACAAAUGGAACAAAUACACGUACCUCGGUCAACGUGAGCAUCAUACCCGCCCAUUCUGGUAGACUAAGUUGUUUAUCACUAAAUCAAGACGGCACACGGUGUGCAACGAGUAGCGACAAGGGCACACUGAUUAGAGUAUUCGACACAUCCACCGGGACUUUACUACAUGAACUUCGACGAGGGGUUGAUCGAGCAGAAAUUUACUGUAUUGCUUUUAAUUCCGAAUCCACUCGUCUUUGUGUUUCGUCAGAUAAAGGCACGAUCCAUGUCUUCAAUCUGGAUCCUUCUGUUGUCACAGCAGCAGAUCACAAACCACGAGGACCAACUUAUGGACAAGUACCCGUUAGCCCCACACAUUCACCCAGUCACUAUGGUUUGACACUCUCUGGUAAUCGUGGAAGCGCGCUGAGCUUUAUGAAGGAUAUCCUACCGAAAUACUUUAGCUCAGAAUGGAGCUUUGCUAAUGCAAAACUUGCAACCGAGAGCCGAUGUUUGGCAAGCUUUGGUCAUCAAAAGAAUACAAUCAUUGCAAUCUGUGCAGACGGUGGCUGUUAUAAAUUCUCUUUUGAUCCAAAGAAAGGCGGUGAAUGUAACCGAGAGUCGUUUGAGAGGUUUUUAAAGCAAGAAUAAAGGGAUAGAUUUAUUCUCUUCUUCAAAUUACCUUUUUUCUUUUCAGAAAGUAAAGUCGUAU